Messenger RNA from Trypanosoma brucei brucei TREU927, 528 nucleotides. RefSeq lists its product as hypothetical. The transcript has a single exon. The record is from RefSeq and is a predicted model, not a curated record. NCBI's taxonomy places the organism in Eukaryota, Euglenozoa, Kinetoplastea, Trypanosomatida, Trypanosomatidae. Bases 1 to 528 code for a protein of 175 amino acids.
AUGAGCGGAGCUGACGAUGAGAGGCCGCAGCCUCAGGGAGGUGCUGACACGUUACGGACUCUUCAGGAAGAGGAGCAUCGGGAACGUGAGUAUAUUAGAAAAGAGCUCUACAGUUCUCUAUUAAACGGUGAUAACGCCGAAAGUGGCGAUGAGCCGUCAACAAAGGAGACUCUGCGCAUGUCCAAGGAGGCACGUGAGGAACUUAAUAGGGCUGCAUUUCGUCCAUUGAAGGAUAAGGCAGCGGGUUUCCGUCUAUUUGCACAAAAUAUGAGAAUGCCGCAUAACCAACGGGUUGCGUCUGUCUUUCUCUUGUUUUCGGUGCUCAUGCUAACUGUUCCUAUUUUAAUCCUCCUCAUCGGCAUGCAUAUUGUUGCUCCCUUUGCGGAUGUUGAUCCGGGAACCUGCGGCGGUUUGAUGGCGGUAUUUUCUACUAUAGUGAUAAUGACGGUAUACGUUGUUUACUCUUUAAGGGAAGCGCCUCUUGCUAGUGAAGCCGAAGCUAUUAAUCCCGACAAGAAGCAGGACUGA